Molecule: messenger RNA, 1257 nt
Organism: Penicillium bovifimosum
Lineage: Eukaryota; Fungi; Ascomycota; Eurotiomycetes; Eurotiales; Aspergillaceae
Gene: kat1
Product: putative 3-ketoacyl-CoA ketothiolase (Kat1)
Exons: 3
Coding region: 1-1257 (418 amino acids)
Biological process (GO): phenylacetate catabolic process; fatty acid beta-oxidation
Cellular component (GO): peroxisome
Molecular function (GO): acetyl-CoA C-acyltransferase activity
Source: RefSeq, a predicted model, not a curated record
AUGGCCGCAGAUCGUCUAAGCUCGCUCCUGAGCCACCUCAAGCCUGGCUCCGCCACUGGUCUCGCUGCUAUUACACAGAAGAACCCCGACGAUGUGGUUAUCACACUCGCCGUCCGUACACCGUUGACCAAAGCACGCAAGGGUGGACUCAAGGACUCCGAACUGGACUACGUUCUCUACGCCCUGCUGAAGCAGACUCUGGCCAAGUCCCAGAUUGACCCUGCUCUGGUUGAGGAUGUUUGCCUCGGUAACGUCAACGAAGCCAAGGCCGCCUACAUGGUCCGCGCCGCCUCCCUGGCCGCCGGCAUCCCCCACACAGCCGGCGCCUCAUCAGUCAACCGCUUCUGUUCAUCCGGCCUCAAGGCCGUCCAGGACAUCGCCGCCCAGAUCCAGCUCGGCUCCAUCGACAUCGGUAUCGCCAUGGGCGCCGAGCUGAUGUCCGCCCCCAACGACCGCCUCGACCGUCCCUUCAACGAAGAGGUCCUCCGCAACCAGGAGGCCGCCGACUGCAUGCAGCCCAUGGGCCAGACGUCUGAGAACGUCGGCAAGGACUUCAACAUCUCCCGCGAAGAGCAGGACCGAUACGCCGCUGAGUCUUUCCGUCGCGCCGAGGCCGCGCAGAACAACGGCUGGUUCGACGAUGAGAUUGCGCCCAUCACCGCCAAGGUCAAGGAUCCCAAGACCGGCGAGGUGAAGGAGGUUCUUCUCACCCGUGACGAUGGUAUUCGUCCCGGUACGACUUUCGAGUCCCUUUCUAAGAUCCGUCCUGCCUUCCCCCAGUUCGGUGAUAGGUCUACCGGUGGCAACUCCAGCCAGGUCACUGAUGGUGCUGCUGCUGUUCUGCUCAUGCGUCGCUCCAAGGCUAUUGAGCUGAACCAGCCUAUUCUGGCUAAGUUCUGUGGCGCUACCGUUGCCGGUGUUCCUCCCCGUGUCAUGGGUAUUGGCCCAACUGCUGCUAUUCCCAAGCUGCUGAGCAAGUUCCAGCUUGAUAAGAGCCAGAUUGAUAUCUUUGAGAUUAAUGAGGCUUUCGCUUCUAUGGCUGUCUACUGUGUGCAGAAUCUUGGUCUGGAUCAUGCUAAGGUCAACCCCCGUGGUGGUGCUAUUGCUCUUGGUCACCCACUCGGCGCUACUGGUGCGCGUCAAAUCGCUACCAUUCUGAGUGAGGCUCGCCGCACAAAGAGCAAGAUUCUGGUUACUUCCAUGUGCAUUGGUACUGGACAGGGUAUGGCUGGUCUGUUUGUCAACGAGCAGGUGUAA